AGGUGCCGGAUGCGGCGGGCGGCGGUGGUGGGAGCCGGGUGGCCAUGAGCUACGAGCACCGCCGGGACUGGGGUCGGGGCCGCGGCGGCGAUGGCGGGUCCGCCGCCGCCUCCUCCUCCGCGGGGGGACAGGGCGGCCGCGGCGGCCGGGGGCGCCACCCCAGCCACCUGAAGGGCCGCGAGAUCGGGCUGUGGUACGCGCGGAAGCAGGGCCAGAAGAGCAAGGAGACGGACCGGCAGCAGAGAGCUGUAGUGCGUAUGGAUGAACGCAGGGAAGAGCAAAUUGUACAGCUGUUGAAUACUGUCCAAACUAAAAAUGAAAAGGAGCAAGAAGCCAUGUCCUGGUGGUCUGGGGAUGAAGAAGGACCUACUCCAGAACAGCCUGCAAAAGUGAAACCAGAAGCUGAAAAAGCUCCUGUAAGACAGAGACCAGUCUUAGAAAAAACAUUUCUUGAUCGGGAUGUGGAAUAUCUCUUUGAAAAAAAUGAGCAGGAUACUGAUUUAGAUGAGCAACUUAAAGAAGACUUAAGAAAGAAGAAAUCUGAUCCUAGAUAUAUUGAAAUGCAGAGAUUCCGAGAGAAACUCCCUUCAUAUGGGAUGAGACAGGAACUUGUAAACCUUAUAAACAAUAAUCGAGUAACUGUGAUAAGUGGUGAAACUGGUUGUGGAAAGACAACCCAAGUUACGCAGUUCAUCUUGGAUGAUUACAUAGAGCGAGGGAAAGGGUCUAUGUGCAGGAUUGUUUGUACUCAGCCUAGGAGGAUCAGUGCCAUCUCGGUGGCUGAGAGAGUUGCUGCUGAAAGGGCAGAAGCAUGUGGUAAUGGCAAGAGUACAGGCUACCAAAUUCGUCUACAGAGUCGGUUACCAAGGAAACAAGGGUCAAUUUUAUACUGUACCACAGGAAUUGUCCUACAGUGGCUCCAGUCAGAUAAGCACUUGUCCAGUAUUAGUCAUGUAGUCCUUGAUGAAAUUCAUGAAAGAAAUCUUCAGUCAGAUGUUUUAAUGAGCAUUAUUAAAGAUCUUUUGAAUAUUCGUUUGGAUCUGAAAGUAAUACUAAUGAGUGCUACUUUAAAUGCAGAGAAGUUUUCGGAGUAUUUUGAUAAUUGCCCAAUGAUUCACAUACCUGGGUUCACUUUCCCUGUGGUGGAAUAUCUUCUUGAAGAUGUAAUUGAGAAGUUGAGGUAUACUCCAGAGAACACAGACCGUCGGCCACGGUGGAAGAAAGGCUUUAUGCAAGGACAUGUAAGCAGACCAGAAAAAGAAGAAAAAGAGGAAAUCUACAGGGAGCGAUGGCCAGACUACUUAAGGCAGCUGCGGGGCAGGUAUUCAGCAAGUACUAUAGAUGCCUUGGAAAUGAUGGAUGAUGACAAGGUCGACCUUGACCUUAUAGCAGCACUUAUCAGACACAUCGUUUUGGAAGAAGAGGAUGGUGCAAUUCUAGUGUUUCUUCCAGGCUGGGACAACAUUAGCACUUUGCAUGAUCUCUUGAUGUCACAAGUCAUGUUUAAGUCAGAUAGGUUUAUUAUCAUACCUUUACAUUCAUUGAUGCCUACUGUUAACCAGACUCAGGUUUUUAAGAAGACCCCGCCAGGAGUAAGGAAGAUUGUGAUUGCUACCAACAUUGCUGAGACUAGCAUUACAAUAGAUGACGUCGUGUUUGUUAUAGAUGGUGGAAAAAUAAAGGAAACUCAUUUUGACACACAGAACAACAUUAGCACAAUGGCGGCAGAGUGGGUUAGUAAAGCUAAUGCCAAGCAGAGGAAAGGUCGAGCAGGAAGAGUUCAGCCAGGCCACUGUUAUCAUCUAUAUAAUGGACUACGUGCUAGCCUUCUAGAUGAUUAUCAGUUACCAGAGAUCUUGAGGACACCUUUGGAAGAACUCUGUUUACAAAUCAAGAUUCUAAAGCUUGGUGGAAUUGCUUAUUUUCUGAGUAAACUAAUGGACCCACCAUCUCGUGAUGCUGUAAUGUUGGCCAUAAAUCAUCUAAUGGAGCUGAACGCUUUGGACAGACAAGAAGAACUGACUCCACUAGGUGUCCAUUUAGCUCGAUUACCAGUUGAACCACAUAUUGGAAAAAUGAUCCUCUUUGGAGCUUUAUUCUGCUGCUUGGAUCCAGUACUUACAAUUGCAGCUAGCCUCAGCUUCAAGGACCCUUUUGUCAUUCCCCUGGGCAAAGAGAAAGUUGCAGAUGCAAGAAGAAAGGAACUGUCAAAGAACACUAAAAGUGAUCAUCUAACCGUGGUGAAUGCUUUCACGGGCUGGGAAGAGACUCGGCGUCGUGGUUUCAGAACUGAGAAAGACUAUUGCUGGGAAUAUUUCCUGUCUUCAAAUACACUCCAGAUGCUGCAUAACAUGAAGGGACAGUUUGCUGAGCAUCUCCUUGCAGCUGGAUUUGUGAAUAGCAGAGACCCCAAGGAUCCCAAAUCUAAUAUCAACUCAGAUAAUGAAAAGCUGCUCAAAGCGGUCAUCUGUGCUGGUUUAUAUCCAAAAGUUGCAAAGAUCCGGCCAAGCUUCAGCAAAAAGAGAAAAAUGGUGAAAGUUUGCACCAAGACAGAUGGAACAGUUAAUAUUCAUCCUAAAUCGGUUAAUGUGGAAGAAACAGAGUUCCAUUAUAACUGGCUGGUGUACCAUUUGAAGAUGAGAACUAGCAGUAUCUACUUGUAUGAUUGUACAGAGGUCUCUCCAUACUGUCUCUUGUUCUUUGGAGGAGAUAUAUCCAUUCAGAAGGAUAAGGAUCAGGAUACCAUCGCUGUGGAUGAAUGGAUUGUUUUCCAGUCUCCAGCGAGAAUAGCUCACUUAGUUAAGAAUUUAAGACAAGAGCUCGAUGAUCUUCUACAAGAAAAAAUAGAAAAUCCACAUCCCGUGGACUGGAAUGCUAUUAAAUCCAGGGAUACAGCAGUACUGACAGCUAUUAUAGACUUAAUCACAACACAGGAGAAUGAAAGUGCCAGAAACUAUGCUCCACGAUUCCAGAGUGAACGCUAUAGUUGACACACUUUCAUCUGUAUUGAUAAAGCCAACAUACUCCCCUUUUGGUUUUGUUUUGUAUAGCAUUUAUUUAGCUAGAGGAAGAACUUUUUUUAGGGUAAGCUGGUAAUUCCCUCAUGCUGAAGAGCAGUUAUUUCAACAUAGUUGGUAAUAUCUGUAUAUGCAUGGUAUUCUGUGUUCAGUGUUAGCUUUUUAAAUAAGAAAAAUGCAAUGCUAGCAAUGUUAGUUGAUGUAUGGUUUUUGUCCUGCUGUAGCUUUUUUUUUAAACACCUAUCAGGUAACAGAUAUUCAAAAAACCUGCUAAAAUACUGCUUAAUAAUACUUAAACUGUUCUUGCUAUUGGUAGAAACAUCUCAAAAUAUUUUUUUUAUUGGGGGUGGUGAGUAAUUAUACUUACUGUGUCAUUCCAGCUGUGCAGCAGUCUCCUCACCAACACUUCCACAGAAUGUAACUAGCUUAAUUAAACUAAACUUGAAAAACACUUGUUAAAUUUGUACUAUGGGAGGAAACAAUCUUCAGAAAUAUUCUCCUGCCUUUCAUCCCAUUCAGUUAAUCUUUAGUAACUUUCUGUGCCUAUCCAUCAUCACUACCGACUAAAAGUUCAGACUACAGGAAACAUGGUUAAAUAAAAGCCAUGUUGGAAUACUUGUCUUCAAGGUUUCAUUGCAUUCUAAUUUUUCUUUUUUAAAACAGUCCAUGUAUGGAUUAUAGUAUUACAUUAAAAGCUUUUUUUCUUUAAAGUGCUAUUUCAUCUGUGCUUAGUUCAAAAUGUUUUGAAUGUCAUUCUGUUUUGAAUGCUUCCAACUCUGUAAGAACAUUUGAAUAACAAGGCUUGUUUAGGAUUUCGAGCAUGGCGACUUGUUUGAGAAACACUGUUCUGAUCAAACUUGUGUAAGGGUGGCAGACCUGCAGUUUCCUUUAAACCCUGGGGGCUGGAUUUGGGGUUGGGCAGUGUUCCCCCACUGCUGUGGGCAGGCUAAGACUGAGGCUGCGUGCUUCUAGGCUCUGAAAAGUGCCAGCAGUGUAUUUGGCAGCCCUCUGGUACCUGCACUUUGCAGCCAUAGCUGUGGUUAUUUCUAGACUUAGCCUUGAGGAGGAAAAGCUCGUGUCUUGUUGUUGUUGUUGCCUGGAAAUGUAAUCCCUCUCCUUUCUUGAGGUUUGUUUUUGUUUCUUGUGCUUUGCAAAAAUGACCUUGACCACCACCCUCGGGAGGAUUUUUAAGCCUCAUCGUGAAGAAAACAGAACUGGUCAGAUGAAACUUAUUUCUGUAUGAAAAAGUCUAACUUAGUGACUAGACCGUGCUUUCCUUUGGGUUAACAAGGAGGGGAGGAUGCCAAGCUCAUUAUUUCUACAACACAGGUGCAAAAAAAGCGUACGGUUCGACCUCUCCCUCCCCCCAAUCACUUUAUUCUUUCACACCCAGCUGCUAACACUGGUGCUGCAAUCAGUGAGGGAGGAGGAGGAGGAACACCGCGCCCUGGCCUGGCGGUGGGGGAAGCAGGAGGCAGUUUAAAGGGAAAAUCAAAGCCCCGGAGCCGGCUGUGCUUGUGUGUGGAAGGGCGGUGCUGUGAGGGCCGCGGGACCCGCCAGGAGCUCGGGGCGCAGGUAUGGGCGGGAAGCGGCCGGUGGCUCCGCCUAAGGGCGGCGGGGGAGCGGUGAGGGGCCUCGCGCGGGCUGCGCCGCACGGCUGAGGGGGCCGGAGCCCAGGGCGCCGCGGCACCGCUGAAGCUUUUCGCAUUACUUCUUUAUCAGUCUACUUAUAAAUUAAUUUACAAGGCUGUAUAACCACAUCAGACUGUCAAGAAAUCCUUUCACCACUGCAGCACUAGAGGGAGAAAAAGCCUGAGCUGCCCGAGUGGGUAACAGGUUGUAUUAGAGACCACCACCACUGGAGGCACUUCCCUGGACUCUUCUCUGGAGCUUUCUCUGGAGCUUUUGUCAGCUUUGCCAGUAUUGCUAAUUACUACUUACAAAGCCUGGGACGUCCCUGGAUUUGUGCUGGGGAGGUAGUCCUUUAUGAAUUAUAGGGUUGGUUAGUGUAGUUCAGGUGACAUGCAGCUUUUGACACAACUGGGAAGUAUUCCAUUAACAUUCUCGGAAGCAGAGUAUGUAACACUGCAGUUUCUUAGGAGCAGAAAACCCCCAAUAUUGCUACUCACCUCCAGCUCAAUGGAUUGGGUGAGUUGCUGGUUUUCAGUCUUCUAGGCAGACUGCAUCUGCUUCUGAAAGAAAGUCAAAAAUGCUCAAAAACAGAUGGAGAAAGAAUACAUGAAGAGGCAGGGAUGGAGGAACUGAAGAUGAAACUGAAAUGUGAGUCAGAGAUGCACAGCAGCUCUCCAGUGCCUAAGAAACAACUUUGAGUUGAAAUUUGCCACUGGUCAAGCCCAGGUUUCAGUUCAGAGCUUUCAAAACACAAAACAAAAAGGGAUGAGUAUCUAAAACAUCAGUGCUGUUACUAGAUUUUUUUGCAUUGGUGACCCACAUCUUCAUGUCAGAGCUGUAGGGCAUGCAACCGUACCCCCACUGACAGCAGUUAGUGCAAAUCCUGUAGUAUAGUAUGGUGAAGCAAAAACACUCUACACGUUGGUUUCAAGUCCAAGUAAACGUCCCAUCCGUUCCAUGUUCUUGUCAAUCGUGGCACGACAUGUGAUUUCUUUAGCACACUCCGUGGGAAACCAACCUCUUUCACCAUCCCGCAGUCGUUCCCCUUCAUACCAACCUGCAAAAGGGUCAACAGACAAGGAGUAACAAACCUUUUCAAGUAAUGUUAAAGAUACUUUGUCAGAACUGGAAGUGUUGCACUUGACACAGUUCCCACAUACAUUAUAUGUUUGCCUUUGUAGUGAAUAAAGUACCAGAUUAAGA
Phalacrocorax carbo (great cormorant) is the source of this 5852-nucleotide messenger RNA. NCBI's taxonomy places the organism in Eukaryota, Metazoa, Chordata, Aves, Suliformes, Phalacrocoracidae. The record is from RefSeq and is a predicted model, not a curated record.